Blastomyces dermatitidis ER-3 is the source of this 2215-nucleotide messenger RNA. RefSeq names its product SAP domain-containing protein. The record is from RefSeq and is a predicted model, not a curated record. The transcript has a single exon. Gene Ontology annotation, biological process: poly(A)+ mRNA export from nucleus. NCBI's taxonomy places the organism in Eukaryota, Fungi, Ascomycota, Eurotiomycetes, Onygenales, Ajellomycetaceae. The coding region runs from base 312 to 1172 and encodes 286 amino acids. Gene Ontology annotation, cellular component: nucleus.
GUUAGGCGCGGCUAAACCGUGACGCGAUAGAACUCAGGAGAUUUUCCAGGCCAACUGCGACAAUUUUAUUGAUCGCCAUCGGUUUCAAAGCAGCGUUUCCCAUCUAUCUGGACUUAACGUAUCUGCUUUUUGUUUACAAACGUAUCACACCAUGCGAUUCCACAGCUGUUGAAUUUUCACCUUUCUUGAUCCUAACUCGCUACGGAAAUCUGCUCUUUUCUGGAGCGAAAUCUCGACCUCCAAGCAUCCUGAGCUAUUACUCGGCCGUCUCUAAACCACCUCCCAUUACCUGACCUUCCACAUCCUUCACAAUGCCAGCAGAGUACGCCAAAAAGACAAACGCGGAGCUCAUUGAGAUCCUCAAAUCUCGUUCUCUGCCCCACACCGGGAAGAAGGCAGACCUCAUCGCUCGACUCCAGGAAGCAGAUAAAGCAGACGCCGAAAGAGCGGCCGCCGCUGCGCCCGUGAAACCAACUGCGAUUGAGGAUGUAAUCGAUUGGGAUGACGAUGCGGCGCUUGCUGAACCUGUCGUACCUGCGAAACCGGACGCCAGCACGGCAACUGCAGCUCCAAUAAACCAGGUUCCCAAUCCCACUGCGGUACCAAACCAGAAGGUCGAUAUUGAUCCAUCCACAACUCACGAUCUCAAAGUUGUGAGAAGCGAAGACAAGGCGGAGACUGCCAGCGCGGCAGCUGGCGGAGAUAAAGCUGCUGUCGCGGUGCAAGUUAACGGCACCGAGGUGCAAGCAAGAGAGAAACCAGCAGUCGAUUACAGCAUAGGGCUAUCAGCCACCGAUCUGGAAAUUGAACUUGCCAAAAGGAAAGCUCGUGCAGAGAAGUUCGGGAUAGUGGAGGAUUCAUCAACUGCACUGGAGCAAGCGAAGAAAGCUGUUGAAAGGGCGAAACGAUUUGGGACAGUUACGGAAGACGCAUCGAUUGUCAAGGGUUUGGAUGAGGCCCUGCCGGAGCGCUCAAGGAAGCGGGAGCGUGGUGAUGAAGGUGGAAGUGGCCGUGGUGGGAAGCGCCGCGACUUCAGACGGGGCAGGAGUCACAUGGGGAGAGCGGGGGGACGUCGAGGACCUGCUCCCCGACAAAGCAAUGGUGGAAACGGCAAUUCCUGGAGCGAGCAAGAUCGUAUCGCGUUGGAAAGGAGGAAAAACCGAUUCGGUUAGGGUAUAGGUGACAGGCUUCUAAAUCGGCUUUCUCGGUCUUCUUUUCUCGAAUAUGUGUUUCUAUCGUUCACGGGUUAUUUUCCUUUUUCAGAUUCAGUUGUCUAACUUUUUCUGAUUUGUUGUAUCUUUUGUGAUCAGUGACUUGGGAGUUUGCUGGCCUGGGAUUUCCUCUGCUAUUACUUUGUUGUUAAUUGUUGCAUUGUAAGUCAAAGAGGAAUAUAUAUUUUCUCUGUUGUACCCUGCCUUAUUUUCAUUUAUAUUUCUUUGUUCCUGUCCCUGGCAGUGAUUUGUGCUGUUAAAUACAUAUGCUAUCUGGCCAGGCUUAAUUGUGCUUGUUGCUAGACUAUUGACAGAAGCCAGUUGGGAAACCUGACAAAAGGAAAGCUAGGCACUCUAUAGCCUAUGUAUGUACCUAGGUAUGUUCACCAAUACUUAGAAAGGAAACAUAUGUUACAUUCUUGCACAGGCCCCAUAAUAUCAAUGGAGGAUACGAUUGUUCUGUCUUGAAAGUUUUUAUCACAUACAUGACAUACUUAUAACUAGAGGGCUUAAUUUACUCUUAAUCAAAAGCGUCCCUUGAAAAACACAAUGAUUGACAGUCACAGACUCAGUUAGCAUCUCACUUAAUCUCUGUUCCUGUCAUGCAGGCUUUCUAUUAUUAGUUUGUGUGUUGUGGAAAAAAGGGUUUAGAGUCAAGAGCUCUCGAUUAAAAUAUCUACUAAAACUAAUAGUCCGUACGGAGUAACAUGGAAGGAAGUCAGCCUUGUAGCCCUUGUGUGGGAGAUAAAAAUACAAAUCAGCCUAUGGAUCUGGCGUUAUGGACUUCGUAAGACCUUAAUAAUUAGACAGCAUGAAGUUGGUUCUUUUUAACCAGUGGAUUCUCACCAAUAUUUAGUUACUCUGUCAAGCGUGUGGAUCGACCCAGCAUACGCGCCCAGCGGACGAGUUUGGAUUAGUGACUCGAGGGGAUUAAUUCUUAGCGUGGUUUGCUGUGGAAUCGUGAUAGGAAGAAUAAUAGAGAAAAUCACGGGGGCUUGCCGUCC